Gossypium raimondii (Peruvian cotton) is the source of this 628-nucleotide messenger RNA. RefSeq names its product chaperone protein dnaJ 11, chloroplastic. The record is from RefSeq and is a predicted model, not a curated record. Bases 65 to 511 code for a protein of 148 amino acids. The transcript has a single exon. NCBI's taxonomy places the organism in Eukaryota, Viridiplantae, Streptophyta, Magnoliopsida, Malvales, Malvaceae.
CAUCUUCUAGCUUUUGACCCUUAUAAAUACAAGAUUCAUUCACCUGUGACCUACCAAAUUCUUUAUGCUCUCAUCCCUUCUUUCCCCAAUGUAUGCAACCCUCCCUUCCCCUUUCCUCCCUAAAUCCAUCCACGCUUUCUCCCCCAACAAGACUUCAUCCUCCCUGAGGACUUCGGCACAAGCGGCGUCUUUCAAGUCGGCCACCGCUACUGAAAGCAAUAGCGCGGCGGUGGCUCUGGCGGGGAGUUUGUACGAGAUACUGAGGGUGGAGAGAACGGCGUCGUUGAACGAGAUCAAGACGGCGUAUCGAAGCCUGGCCAAGGUUUACCAUCCCGACGCGAACGGAUCCUCAUCGGACGGCCGCGAUUUCAUCGAGAUUCGUAACGCUUACGCGACAUUGUCGGAUCCGACGGCCAGAGCCGUGUACGAUAUGUCGUUGGGGGUACGUGCGAGACGGGUUAGGACUCGGGCGUACCCGAUCCGAAGAUGGGAAACCGAUCAGUGCUGGUAGACCAAAAAAGAAGAAGGAAAAUUAGGGAUUAUUCCCCCUUUUUUGCAAUUGAUGUUUGGACACAAAUGCUUUGUUUCAUAGGCGGGAAUUGAGUAAAUAUACAUUUUUUAUCCCCAA